CACCACAACUACGUCACGUCCCAGAGUUCUCUAUGUUUUUAUCGAGGCAGAACGCCUUAUAAUGGUAUUUCUCGGUUAACUUAAGGGGAGACAUUGACAGCUUAUUAUUAUUAUUAGGAUAUAACACAUAUCAUCACCCUCUGGUUUUGGGACUGGCAGGGAAACCUUUGGUUUUGUUCAUACCACUAUCUUUGUGGAACUAUUGUUUUCACUUCCCAGUUUCCGGUCGGAGCAAUACACUGGGAACACGAAAUGGCGACCUCUUUGCUGCGGUUAGGGAGACUUGGUUCCCUCAAGUGUCUCCAGCUGGAGAACCGGGGCGUCCUGAGGAGUCGCCCGGCUGCUUGGUUCUGCACUGAGGCUGAAGAGCCUGCAAAGCCAGUGAAAAAGACCAAGGCUAAAAGCAAGACAGAGGCUCCAGAACAGAGAGCAACCUUGCUAGCCUAUAAGACAACAGUUGCCUUCCCAUCUAGACUUUCAGAGCCUGGAGUUUUCCCAACACACACUCUAGGUGUAGCUGAACCAGUGGCCAGCCCCACGGCCACCGCAGACACUAUUGUAGCUGCAGCACCUGUCACUGCUACCAGUGAACCAGUUGUAGCUGAGCCAGAAGCAGCAGAGGCUCCAGCUGCUCACCCAGAUGUUGUACAUGUUAUUGCUGACACAGCUCUACCUGUAGUUGAUACCGCUCCCCCAGCUGCUGAGCCCCUAGUUGAUGCAAAUAGUAAAACCUCAGCACCAGACGACACUCUACUCCCAGCCGCCUCAGCCUCCUCUGAGCCUGGUGAUCCAGCAGGUGACAGAUCAUCCUCCUCAUCAUCCAGCGAUUCAGACUCAGACUCAGACUCAGACUCAGACUCUGAGGGGGAGAAGUCAGAUGUAAAGACCGAAACCAAGACCUCACCACAAGAGGUGUCAGAAUCCACUGUGAAAGAACAAGCAGGAGUCCAGGAAGACCAAUUAGAGGUCAAUGAAGACACUAAUGAAGCUAAGAUGGAAGUUCCACCAGAACCUGAAGCUACUCCAGCUUGUGCUGAUGAGGAUCCACAGGAAGCCCCUCCAGCAGCAGUAACAGCCCCCACAGAAGCAGCUCAAGCUACCGUUGAGGCAUCCAGCGUUCGCUCUGAGGAGUUAGUGGACCCCGCUCCUGAGAUCUGCACUGCCACCAAAGACGCUGUGACCAGCCAGGAAGUUUCAGCUGAAGCUCCAGUGGAACCCACUACAAAAGACGUUGCAUCUCAUGCCAUCCUUGACGCCCAAGUGAUCGAGCCUGCAUCUUCGGAAAAAGCCCAGACUGAUGCUCCAGUAGAAACCACAGAGAGUGCCUCUGCUGAAGCCCCCACAAAAGCUGCACCCGUAGAAGCUGCUGAUGAAGCGGCUGGAGAGCCUGUUGAAGUGGCUGGCGAGGCUGCCACGGUAUUUUCUGCCCCAGUGGAGAGCACUGAGGAGCUGGUGGAUCAUGCCCCAGUAGAGGCUGGAGCUGCUCCAGAAGAAGAUGUAGCUGCCCCUGUUGAAGCUGCUGCUGAGCCUGUCGUUGUGUCUGCUGAGACUGCAGCUGAAGUUUCUGCCCCAGUGGAGAGCACUGAGGAGCUGGUGGACCCCGCUCCAGUGGUCGCUGAAGCUGCAGGGGAGGAACUGCAGGCGGACGCCCCAGUUGAACCAGUUGAACCGUUUGAGGAGGCUGCAGCAGCGGCACCUCAAGAGCCCGAGGAGCCUUUUGACAACAGCACUUAUAAAAACUUGCAGCACCACAACUACACCCCCUACACAUUUGCCGACCUGGAUGUAGAGAUGGCCAAGUUUCGUCUACCGCAGCCAUCCUCCGUCAGACACUAGAGGAGCUACCCUUGCUGCAAACCUUUAUUUUGCUUAAAGAUAAUGGUGAUGGUGUUGGACCUUUUUAUGCUGAUCAUUCCAUCACCUGUAAUAUAUGCAUGCGAUUCUGCUGUUAAAAUGUAAUAUUAAAGCACAUAAAUGGGAAA
Messenger RNA from Anoplopoma fimbria (sablefish), 1982 nucleotides. It is a transcript of the gene ndufv3, whose product is annotated as NADH:ubiquinone oxidoreductase subunit V3. NCBI's taxonomy places the organism in Eukaryota, Metazoa, Chordata, Actinopteri, Perciformes, Anoplopomatidae. Gene Ontology annotation, biological process: mitochondrial ATP synthesis coupled electron transport. The record is from RefSeq and is a predicted model, not a curated record. Gene Ontology annotation, cellular component: mitochondrion. The transcript has 4 exons. The coding region runs from base 253 to 1836 and encodes 527 amino acids.